AAUAAUUUUUUAAAAAUGUUAUUGUUAUUAGGCUUUCUUAAUUAAUUAAUGAUAGAACAACAAAUUGAAUAAUUAAAUAUUUGUCAAGGUAGUUUGAUAUUUUCAUGGAGUUUACAGACUUAAAAAGAAAACCAUUUAAAGUUGCUAAAGAAGAUAAGUUAUUCAAGGGUAUUGUUGUUUCAUGUCUAGAAGAGCUCAAAGUAAGAUGUAUUAGCAUUUUUGGAUUUAUUGUUCACAGCACAUUAGAUGUCAAUGUGGUUUUGGCAGAAGAUGGGACUCUUAUCGAUGAUGAGGAAUAUUUUGGUUUACUGCCAGAAAACACAUAUUUAAUUGUAAGGAGUAAUGAACAGGAAAAAGUGGCGACAAUUUUUGACUCUACAGAUGGAAAAUUAGAGACUUCUGAAAGUCAAGAGACAUUUAUUAAAACACCUCUUGCAACAAUACCUUCUCAGGUUAUUAAAAAACUAAAUAAUAUGAGUAUUUCAGAAGCUAUGAUUUCUUUAAUGACAUUAUCUAAUGAAGAACUUGAAUGGAUAUUAGAUUCAAAUAUUUCAACUUUUCAUAAAUUUUUAAAAGUCUCAGAAGAUGAGUUACGUAUAUUUUACAGCACUGCAGAAAAAGAACUUUUACGUAGAAAUGAGCUAACUCAAGCUAAUCAGUUAUUGCAUUUAUAUCAAAAAGCAAAAGAUAGCUUGGAUUUAGUUGAUUCUGUGAAAAGAAAGAGAUAAAAAAAAUUUAAAUAUAAUAAAAAUAAAUUUUAACAUGUUUCAAAAGUAAUUUAUUGAUUUGACUUUUGUUUUUUAAAAAUUUUAAAAUAUAUAUUGCAAAAUUUAAAACAUAUACUGGCUUUAAAUAUUUUGCUAAAUCCAGGAAAAAAGUUUUAAACAAAAUCAAGUAAGUGCUAGGUUUCGGAAGCCACUAUUUUUCCAGGCUCUUAACAUGUAUUGAUGUGUUGUUGUCAUAGAUGUAUAAAAUUUUUUGAUAAUUAUACAUUUUCAAUGUAAUGCAGUGAAUUUUGUUUUAAUACUAUGUAUAAUAAUAAA
Molecule: messenger RNA, 1043 nt
Organism: Hydra vulgaris (swiftwater hydra)
Lineage: Eukaryota; Metazoa; Cnidaria; Hydrozoa; Anthoathecata; Hydridae
Product: DNA fragmentation factor subunit alpha
Biological process (GO): regulation of apoptotic process; apoptotic process
Source: RefSeq, a predicted model, not a curated record